CAAUGCGCACAAAGCCCUUCCUAUACCCUCUCUCUACUGUACUCAGAUACGUAACGUGCCUUUGUGCACCAUUACGACGCGACCCUAAUGGCCUUGUUGCAACUCUAGAAUUUAGCGCUAGUUCGGGAACAGGACAGCCGUGUUCACACACACAGCUCGUUUCCACAUGCGUCCGGGACUGACAAGUAUAGCGGUGGAGAUGCUGAGCGGUGCUACCUGCAGGGCCAGGCCGAGGCUCGGCAGCCUCCUGCUGGACCCCCUCACCAAAACAGUGCCGCUGAUGUCAAGCACGGGAAGCCGCAGAUUUCGGUCCACGUCCUCGAUGCAGGGGUUCUCAGAGAUGGCAAGAGAGCGGUCGAAGACUGUCACGUCGUUUUACAACCAGUCCGCAAUCGACGUUUCCGCAGAAAAGGCCUCAGUGCGACUGACCUUAGCAACCCUGCUGUAUUCUGGGAAGUCUCCCGAUGGACACCACGUCUUGAGCAGUGCCAAGUACCUACACAAAGAGCUGCCUGUACGAAUCUCCCAUCGCAUCAAGGGCUUCCGCAGUUUGCCCUUCAUCAUUGGCUGCAACCCCACCAUUCUGCAAGUGCAUGAACUGUACAUCAGAGCCUACCACAUGCUCAGUGACUUUCCCUCGAUCAAGGAUCAGGACGAGGAGGCACAUUUCUGUAAACUGGUGCAGCAGCUGCUGGACGACCACAAAGAUGUGGUCACCAUGCUGGCGCAGGGCUUCAGAGAGUGUCGCCGACACAUCCAGGAUGAGGCGAUCAUCCGCAGCUUCCUGGAUACAACAUUGUGCUCUCGUCUGGGAAUCCGGAUGUUGGCCACGCACCACCUCGCCCUCCACGAGGACAAUCCUGAUUUUGUUGGGAUGAUAUGCAGACGUCUCUCCCCGAAAAAGAUCGUCGAGAAGUGGGUGGACUUUGCCAGGCGCCUGUGUGAGCACCAGUACGGUAACUCGCCCAGAGUGAGGAUCAACGGACACGUAGCAGCUCGCUUCCCCUUCAUCCCUCUGCCUCUGGACUACAUCCUGCCCGAGCUCCUCAAGAAUGCCAUGAGGGCCACCAUGGAAAGCCAUCUGGACACCCCAUACAAUGUGCCCGAUGUGGUCGUCACCAUUGCCAAUAACGACAUUGAUUUUGUCAUCAGGAUUUCAGACCGUGGCGGCGGCAUUCCUCACAAUAUUAUAGACAAGGUGAUGGACUACCACUUCAGCACGGCUGAGGAGAGCGCACAGGAUCCCCGCAUGAGCAACUUCUUCAACAACAUUACCAAUAGUGGAAACCAGUCCAACCCUAUGCAUGGGUUUGGUUUCGGCUUGCCCACGUCCAGGGCCUACGCUGAGUACCUGGGCGGUUCUCUGUCCGUACAGUCUAUGCAGGGCAUCGGCACUGAUGUCUACCUUCGUCUGCGCCACAUUGACGGCAAAGGAGAGAGCUUCCGAGUGUAAAGCUUUGGCCAUCCUCUUGGAUCCCAACCUAGGGAAUCAGGCCACGCAGGAGUGCAGAGCGUUCCCUACCAGCUACGGCUGGCAUGGACUACAGGACUUUGGUCCACAAAGUGAUAGCCUACACGCAGUAUGUUGUCAGAAAGCUCCCAAAUUCACCAACCCACUACUUGUUUUUUGUUUUGUUUUUGCCUUUCUGAUUAUAAGCUAUGUUAGCUCUCAAGUUGAUGAUUAUAGUUGUUUUUUUUCUCUGUGUUUUGUACCCUGUGGCAUGUCGUCUUGAAGUUUUAACAGGAGUAUGAAUUUUUUAAUGUUUAGGUUAUCGGGACAAACUGUGCAUGAUAGCGGACAUUGACGUUAAUGUGGAAGGAAGGAAAGGAAGGAAGAGCUUCAGUUUUAAAGAAGUUCACUUUGAAGUUUCAUAGCCUCAAGAUAAGAACAGACAUUUUGAUGAUUCAAUGUUUCAAAUACAACGUCUGAGACACUCCAGCAAUCCUGUCAAAAUCUCCUCAAAGUGCACAAAGCUGCUCACGUUUCACGAUGAUUCAUGUAGUCUGAAUAACGGGAUCCUUCCGGUACAUUAUCAGCUGUUUGUAUCUAAAUCUAAGGUCUACAAGGGAAAACCGCAGUACACAAGUAUAACUUCAGUGCUAAAGCAUGUGCUGUAAAACCUCAAUUCUUGACAAACCAUAGUGAUAUUCUAAAAACCAUCUCUUGAGUACAGCUCAGAAAAAAAAAACACCUUCCGAAACACCAAAAGCUCAUUUAACAUCUUUGCUAAGCAGUAUUUUUAUGGAGCUUUCAGGCAGGGAAGCUAACCGAGUUGUUAAGUUGCCUUACUGUGUGACGCUAGUCUCCAACCGAAAAACCGCAUGCCGACUUUUCUCGUCUUCAUUUUGUUGCCUUUAUCGGUUCACACAGAUGUACCAUGUCAGUCAGCUUCAUUAGUUUGAUGUCAGAUGUUGUUGGUCUUUGCACAAUGAAUAGAAUGUUGUUGUUUUUUUUGUUUUUUUUUAGAAAGCGUGUCAGUUGUAUGUCAAGUUUGCUUUUCGAAAAAAGUUUUGUACAAGAAUACAUUUUAAGAUGGGUCAACGACAGGGUUUCUGCACUGUUAACUAUUGAAGUUCAGAUCGGCCAAGCCUGCUAGACUUUUUUUUUUUUUAGGUCCAUUUUCUCCAGAUCACAAACUUUUUUUUCUUCAUCUUAUGUCACCUGAAAUAUCUCAUCAUCUAUCCAAAAUCUGUCUCUCGACCUGAAAACUUACAAACGAGUACCACAAAAACAUCAGUUGUCUUGAGAAAAGUUGUGAUCUCAAAAUAAUGAACCUAACCUGUCUAGCAAACCCUGGCCUUUCUGAGUUUCCAGUUAGUUAUGUAAUACAGUACAGAGAAUAACCAAGAAGCCAAGUCCUGAAGUUUAGAAAUCUGCCCAAAUGAUUAACCAACUCAAGCACUCCUCACAUUUUGUUGAACAUUCCCCAGUGGGCACCAGUUGUGAAGCAACACAUCAACCUGAAUUUACACUUUGUAUCUGUUGGGAGCAUUUGAUAUUAUAUUCGCUUGUUUCGCAUUGUUGUUGUUUUUUUUUAUCAGAGAGGAAAUUGUGAAUCUUGAGCUGUAAUUAACAAGAUGAUAAAUCUAUGAACUUUGGAAUCCAUAAUAAGUUAGUAUUCAAAGCAGUUUAUUUCCUUUUUACAGCUUUUGAUUUUGGACUGAUUUGAGCUUUAGAAUCAAAUACAUUGUGUAAACUACAUAAUGGAGAAAAUGGCACUGUUUUUUGUCUUUGAAAAUCUAUCCAAAGUAUAAGAUUCGGAACUUCUUAAUCUUACAAAUUCAGUAACUGGCUCACUUGAAUUUGCCCUCACAAACAAAAUGCAAAAUUAGUUUACAUAUACUUGUUCCUCGAAGCUUGUGAGACAUUAUGAAAACAUAAGUGAACCAGUUAUUUCAGUCGUACGAUAUAUUAAACCUGCAAAAAUUAAAUUUGUGAAAGGCUCGUAUUUAUUUUGACAUUGCAUGAAACAAAAAUUGCCCCGUAUAAUUCACAGUUCCACAGUGACGGAGAAUGGCCUGUAUUAUCUGUACUUGUGUUCUUGCUGAGGAGUUUCUUCGAUUCCAAAAAUGUUACUGGUAAAAUGUUGAAAGUGGCUUGAAAAUUCUGGAUCUGGCAGCCAGGCUGUAGAAUGAAAUGUGUACUGUCUGCCCUCUGCUGGCUUAUGAAGAGAAAUGCAUUAUUUUAGUUUUUGAAGGGGAACAAGAUGUACAACAUACACGGUCAUUUCUAUUUUCCAUGUGUCUGAUUUUGUAAUUUUUGCAGAUCAAAAUGAGAAUAAACAAACAAAAAAAUCAUUUCAACAUCAUCUCCAGUACAAAGCCAAAUAUUGGAGUUAUGUUACUGACUAUGUGCUGCCAUGGAGUGUUUUGUCUCCUAGACUGAUUAGUUUUCUUUUGUGUUCAGGACUCUUUAGACAUUAAAUUUGACUUGGUUGGAAAU
Molecule: messenger RNA, 3943 nt
Organism: Sander lucioperca (pikeperch)
Lineage: Eukaryota; Metazoa; Chordata; Actinopteri; Perciformes; Percidae
Gene: bckdk
Product: branched chain ketoacid dehydrogenase kinase
Exons: 11
Coding region: 167-1453 (428 amino acids)
Biological process (GO): regulation of glucose metabolic process; protein phosphorylation
Cellular component (GO): mitochondrion
Molecular function (GO): pyruvate dehydrogenase (acetyl-transferring) kinase activity
Source: RefSeq, a predicted model, not a curated record